Molecule: messenger RNA, 1869 nt
Organism: Phytophthora nicotianae INRA-310
Lineage: Eukaryota; Oomycota; Peronosporomycetes; Peronosporales; Peronosporaceae
Exons: 6
Coding region: 1-1785 (594 amino acids)
Molecular function (GO): protein binding
Source: RefSeq, a predicted model, not a curated record
AUGCAGAGCGCUCAGCAACCUCCCGAGUUGCUAGCCUACAAGGCUCUUCAGGCGGUACAGCGCGGCAAUGCGGAAGAGUUGGCAAAGUUAAUCCAGGCCGGAGCCAAUACUCAUGUCAUCAAUGCUGUAGUCAAAACGGGCACGAGCCCAAAUGGACGCCCCGAUCGGGAGGCCAAGGGGGAUCUACUUUAUCAUGCGGUGGAUAAGGAGAAUGUCGAGUUGGUGAAAGUUUUGCUCAGCAACGGGGCUGAAGUUAAUGGCUCGAAACAUGACGAGAGUCCACAUCCGCUUCGAGCUGCGGUGGUGCGCAAAAAUCUAGAACUGGUUACAUUACUGUUGAAACGGGGCGCGAAUGUGAACAGAACAUACACAAUCACCACGGGCUUCGCUAAACUGACGAUGACUGUUUUGUUCGAAUCGACUUCCGACGCCAUUUUCAAUUUUCUCCUCCGACGAGGAGCAGAUGUGAAUAUCAGAGACUCGAAGGACGAUACACCACUGCACGUUCAUGCGGAGAAUUGGAAUGCAUCUUUUGUUAAUGGAUUGGUAGAACACGGAGCUGAUGUGAAUGUACUUGACAAGGAAAAUCGCACGCCGCUGUGGAGAGCAAUGCAGCAAUGGGGCUUCCGAGAUGGUUGCGAUGAAGAAGAGAAUUUUAUCGAUGUAUGUCACGUUCUCUUAAGCCAAAAGGCCACACCACCUUCUGCUGACGCUUUCGCGAGUGAGACCGAGAAUUCAGAGCGAUUUUUUCGACGUUUACAGAUUGUAAGAGGAUUGACAACUCAGCGCGACGUUGGGAUGGCGGUGCUAUCUCAUAUACCAGUGGAAAUAUAUCGUCAGGGUGUUGCCGAGAUCGCAGCAUAUUUUGCAACAAACACACUCGUACCCGUUGCAGUCGAGCAGAGUGAACUUCGCACGGAAGUUCUUCCUGAAGAUCGUCGUCGACAAUCGAAAACUGGAGUGGCCGCGUGGAUAUCGGGAGAAGAAGUGCUCCAACGUCAGGUAGAAAUUUUACCUGCACUGAAUCGCUCUCCCAGUUCGAAAAUUCAUGCUCCAAGUGGUGACGAUGUCAGCCCCUUGCCAGGCUGCCCAGAACCCGAGCCAAUUUUACGCGACCUGGAAAGUAAACUAAAAAGAGGCGGCAGUGCUGCUUGGUCAGUGAAAGACGAGGUUCCUGUAUCAAGCGAAUCGAAAGUGACCGCUAUCGAAUGCAAAGGCAAUGAUAUUGUACCUCCGACGCCAACCAAGAACCAUACGGAUGAUGUAGAGCCCAUUUCGAGCGGAGCUGAUGCAGAAACUGUAAAUACGACACCAAGGUCUGCCGUCAGCGGUGCAAAGCCAGCAUUGCCUCCUGUAUCAACUCGAUCAGGACUGCCUGUAGUGGCUCCACUGCUACUGUAUCGUCUCAAGAUAAUAUGUGCAACUGGACUUCGUCGUGCACUCAAGUACCGGAGACAGAGUCCUUAUUGCAUUUGCCGAUUAGUUCGUGGCGAUGGUGAAGUGCUCACCCAGGUCCAGACAGCGGUGCACCCUGGUGGCGGGGAAGUCCCUACGUGGAGAGGUCAAGUCUUCGAACUGGCACUAACACCAGAGAACACUCGAACCAGCACGUUGGUAUUCGUCCUCAAGCAUUCGGGCAUGGUGGCAUCUCUCGAUGAGAAAAUUGCUACGGGUAUGAUGCCGUUCCCAUACAUCCCCGUUGGCCACUCACUGACGCUCAAGCUGCUGCUCAUGAACAGCGAUCAACAAGCAGGACGCCUGGAAAUUUACAUAGAAGCCUACUAACAUGGCUUCAUUUUUCACACGUCACAUAUUUCUAAACGAGUGGUACACUGUACCGAUUCCAAAACGGCGAUUCUUGCUUUCGUG